Molecule: messenger RNA, 2858 nt
Organism: Carya illinoinensis
Lineage: Eukaryota; Viridiplantae; Streptophyta; Magnoliopsida; Fagales; Juglandaceae
Exons: 1
Coding region: 654-2675 (673 amino acids)
Source: RefSeq, a predicted model, not a curated record
CCGGCGGCACUUCACAAUGGACAGAUAAUAAACGUGGAAAAAUGGAAAUGGUCUAUUUCCGGCUGAAUUUUACCCGCCGGAAAUGUUUUCAGCCGCAAAUACUAACUUUUUUUGUAGUGCCAUUAGCAAUAAUAGAUUUUUCACACCCAAUUCAUUGGCCUCUUUUCCACCCAAUCAAGGUGCUUAAUUUUCCACUAGCAAAGGAAUUGCCUAUUAUUUCCCUUCCGAAAGCCAAAAUAGAAAGAUAAAAAAUAAUUCCCAAGAUGAAAAAUCAAAGCUAAGCUACAGUACGUACUAAAAAUAUCACUGUUCAAUUUUAUUUUCUAAGCAAAGUAAAUGGAAAGGAAGAAACAACGAGAUAAACAGAUGGAUGUUUUUGCUUAACCACCUUGAUCAUAUUAUAUGAGUUAGAAAAAUUUGUCUUAGAUACAUGUAAUUUUUUAUGGAAAUUUGCAUAAAAAUUAAUGAAAUUUGUAUGCAAAUAAUUGGCACAGAUCUAGUACUAUUUCUCUAGGAUAUAUACGAGGCAUGCACCCUUCAUUUGUUUAAACAAAAAAAAGUUUCUGCAUUUUUAUCAGAAAUCUGUAAAUAUUAGUGAGAAUUUGUAUGCUUUGUAUUAGGAACAAAGACUUGCAAUAUUUCUCUACAAAAUAAUGGAUGGAGAUGCUCUCACUGCUCAUAUUGACGAAAAGCUAGACGGCUUGACUUCAAUUAAUGCUGAAGAGCAUUGCAUAUUUAAAGUGCAUGAGCAGUUACUUGAGGUAAAUAAGAAGGCUUAUAAACCCGUGCUGCUUGCCAUCGGUCCUUAUAACGACCAUGGCAAGGUUGGCCAGGGGCUUAUGGAAGAGCAUAAGCUGCGGUAUCUCAAGCAAAUGCUUCAAAGGAGAAGUGAACGUAGUGUGAAAGAAUACAUCAUUGCCUUGAGGGAUUUGGAAGAAAGAGCCCGGAAUUGCUAUGCAGAAUGCAUUAGCAAGACCAAAGAUGAGUUUGUAGAAAUGAUGCUACUUGAUGGUUGUUUCAUCAUUGAGCUGUUCCGCAAAUGGGAGACGCUAGAUCUAAGAGACGAUCAACUUGAUCCAAUCUUUCAACUGGAUUGGAUGCUUCCUAAAAUAGCUCGUGAUCUAUUGCUAUUUGAAAAUCAACUUCCAUUCUUCAUUCUGACUAAAUUGUCCUUGAUGAUUGAGAGUAGCCAAACACCACUUCCCAACCAAUCCGAACAUUUAGGAGAACACACCAUCGAGAUUAAGCAGAAAAAUGAAAUUACUUGUCUUGAAAGCUCAACCUCCAUAGAACAAAGUGUCCAGAUCAGACGAUUUGUUGAUCUUGCCCUUAGUUUUUUCUAUGGCUCAUUACCAUUUCAAUGGAAUGUCAAUGGAUCAAGUUCUUAUUCAAUCAAAGAUACUAAGCAUCUACUUUCUCGGCCGCAUAAAGCUAUCACUCCUCUAGUUGCAAACAUUGUAUAUGAGCAUCUACAGGUUGGAGACAAAUUCAAGAAUGCAAAUUUUAAACAUCUACUUGAUCUGAUACAUACAAUUAUCAGGCUUUCAGUACUUGAUAUGGAACUACACCGUGCCAAAAAAUGUCAAGAGGUUGGAGUCAAAUUCAAGAAAGGAGAGAUAUUUAAAAUUUUGUUUGGCUUGAUAAGUGGAGUUGCAAGUCCUUUACUUGGAAAAAUGGCAAAUAUGAAGCUGGGCUGUAAGAAAAAGUCAAGACGUUAUGCCAUAGAGCUAGAGAAAUCUAAGCUUCCAUAUACAUUUGAAGACUGGAAUUCAGUACCUUAUGGAGCGCAACUUCAAGAAGCUGGUGUCAAAUUCGAGAUGGCAGAGAAAUUUAGGGACAAAUUUGUGGAGAAUUUUGUCUGGAAGUUAACAACACCUGAUGCCAUUGCAUUUCAAGAGGCUGAAAUUGAAUUGGAGAAGGCAAAGGAAUUUUUGGAUCUACCUCGUCGAAAUAGGAAUGAAGAAGACGAGAAAGAACUUUGCCCAAUCACAUCCAAGAUGGUAGAGAAAUUUAUGCGCCUACCUUUUCUGAACAAGAUUGAAAACUGGAAAUCAAUUCCGAACGGCAGAGAGUUUAAAGAGGCUGGAGUCAACUUCAAGAAGGCAAAGAAAUUUAGGGAUACAAAAAAUGUGAUAAAGCCAAUACCUAAUGCAAGAGAGCUUAAAGAGGGUGGGGUCAAAUUCAAGAAGGCAAAGCAACAUACCACGUUUGCCAUACAGUUUAGCAAUGGGGAAUUGGAAAUUUCACCUCUGACAAUAGAAGAUGAAACUGAGACUUUCUUGCGAAAUUUAAUUGCAUAUGAGCAAUAUGAUCCAAACAUGGUUUCAAGUUACGUCAUCGACUAUAUGUGCUUCAUGGAUGAUCUCAUUGACUCUCCAAAGGAUGUCGAAUUACUCCGUCGAAAAGGAAUUAUUGAAAAUCGGUUGGGUAAAGAUGCAGUUGUUUCUACCAUGUUUAACAAGCUUGGUCACCAUGUCGGCUCUUCACCUAGCAACUCCAUUUAUGUUAAAACUUCGAUUGAAAUGAACAAGCACUGCGCCAAACGUUGGAACGUAUGGAUGGCAAAAUUGAGGCACAAUUAUUUCAAUAGUCCUUGGGCUUUACUUUCAGUUUUGGCAGCUAUCUUAUUGCUUGGACUUGCAAUUACACAGACCGUAUUUUCCAUUAUUCAUUAGGUUUUCAUGUAGUGUCUUAAUCUUAUUUUUCUAUUAGUUAAUUUAUUAUAAUGUAGAAUUUAAUAAGAUUUUAGAAAUUAAAUGAGUCAUGUGGGUUCUCACCAAGUCUUAUGUUUGAGCUACAAACCACAUUUCAUUGAAUAAUAAUGAGGAGGACACAUCUACUACAUAUGCUUGAUUCUU